UCUGCGAAACCCGUCAAACUAGGAAGAAACACGGUUUGCUAUCGGUGGGAGUUGUCAAUCUGCGGUGUUGGGCAUCGAUCCUUUUGGGGGCUUAUUUCCGUUCAAAUAAAGAAGUUCUCGAGUGAUAGUAAAACGAGAAGCGCGAUCGGAGUAUCGCAGAGGUCAAGCGUUGCCCUCGCUCGCGUCAAGGAGUUGACAGCCCUCGUCGCGCGCGCACUUCCUCGAUGUCGUUUGCCAGCGACAAGCUCUACGACGGCUACCUGCGCACCAACAUGGGCGUCAUCGUCACCGUCGUCCAAGUGCGAGAGAUCGUGGUCCACUUGCCGUGUCUGACCGCUCACGACCGGGAGACCAUCGAGGCAAAGCGCGAGAUGUGCGGCAACUUCAACGGCAUGGUGCAGCUGCUGGACUGCCUCAAGCGGCGGGAGAGCUGGCCCGAGCACUUCAUCCGAGCUCUGGAAAUGUGCGAGCACGGCGCCAUCGCCGCCGAGGUCCGCGCCGAGUACGACAAGCUCAGAGGCGUCGGCGAUUCCACCCGCGGCGUCCACCCGAGCCCGGCCCCCCCUCCCGCGCCCGAGGGUGCCGCUUCUCCGCCUUCCCCUCCUCGAGCCGACCCCGAGCCGGAGGUCCCGACUCCUGCGCCGCCGCCUGUGUCCCAGGCGCCACUCGCUACCGCCGCCCCUGAGGCCACGCCUCCGCAAGAAGCAGAGAGACCGGAUCGGGAUCACCUGGAACCGGAGGAAAACUCCGAAUCCGACAUCCAGGACGCCGAAGCGACGCCCGAAGAGGUUUCGUCCGGAAGCGUCGCACCGCCUCAGCCCGCUCAGGCCGCGGAACCGUGCGACGUCAGCGACAGCCCGCCGGAAAGUGCCGUCGACUCGGAUGUGACCGGCGCCCCCCCGACCCCCGAGAAGCCCCCCGUUCAGGAAACCGACCCGCCUCUGGAAAAAGUCGUUCCUGCCGCUGUUAUCCCGCCGCCUGAUAUUCCGGAGGCUCCGCCUACACAGAACGUCGUCGAGAACUGUACGGCGACAGGAAGUACACCCGCGAGCGCCGCCACGGGCGACGCCGCCUCGGCGUGCCAGAGCCCGCCGCGCACACUCACCAGCGUCCUGCCGCGAGAGGAUCCAAACCCCGCCGCCGCCAGAUCCGGAUCGGCGACGUACUCGGGUGACUCGGAGCGUCUGGAAAUAAGCGAGGAGGAGGAAGACGAGGACGAGGACGAGGUCGAGGACGAGGUGCAGGUGAACACUCUGCACGUCUCCCAGCAGCCGUCCGUCCUCAACCUGGACGGCCAGCGCGUGGUCAACGGUGACGCCGCCAAAGAAGUCGCCUCCGUCCAGGAGCCCGCGUCGACGACUUUGUGCCCCGAGCCCGAGAAGCCGGCCCCUCGCCGCGCGCUGGCUGCCAACGCUAAGUACAUGGCGACGGCGGUGGUAGUGGGCGCCUGCGCGCUGUUGGUGGCGUGGAAGUUGAAGCACUGAAGAGGAGCGCUUCCGCUUUAAGGCAGCGCUUCCCGACCUUUUUUUUUUUUUUUUUUUUUUCCACCCUUCGACUUUCGAAAAAUCUCACGGCACACCGCCAAACGUAAAAAUGUCUCAAAAAGUACAUAUACUAAAAUAAUGAUGAGCUCGUCUUAAUUUACUUUACUCAAUGUGAAAUAUGGUUCUGUUAGAACACAAAAACUAUAAUUGUGUUGUCUGAAUGGCAACAGGUGGCCGCACCGGUUAAUUGUCCCUCCUGCCGUCUACUGGAAGAGCGUUUCGUUGUUCUGCCUGUCACUAUAUGUCACGGGCAUAUAUAGAUGAAGAAAAAUACAUUAUAUGUAGUCCAUAAAUAAUUUUACAAUCAAUUCAAGUCCCUGUUAAGUGAAAAUACAUCUCUUUUGAAUUAGACACAACGCAGAGUGUUGUUAACAACCCUGCCAAAUUUGAAGGAUUGAAAACAUGCGAAGUGAGGCGUCUCCUCUCUGGAACGCUGCGAGCGUGUCUGCUGAAUGCGCUGAAACCCUGCGCAACUGCCACCUGUCAAUCAAAUAGCUCUGCUACCAGCUGGAAAAAUGAACGCUACUUGUCUUACAUCUUUUGUUAUUCGUCAUGUUUGAGCCUCGGAAAUGUAUCCGCUUAAAGCCUCCACUGGCUGAAAUAUAUCCCGCAGGGCUUUUCCAACCACAACAACGAGGCACUCUAAAGCGGCCACACCGGCACGAAGCCCCUGUCCACAUUUUGGCUGUCAUGUUGGACUUAUAUUUUGUUGUCGUUUUACUUUGCCCUUUGCUCUUCCGCCUUCUCGUGACGUGCAGUCAUGAACGGCUGACAACGAGGCGCUCUAAAGCUGCCACUGGAGCCCGAAGUCCCGAUCCACAACGCAGUCAAGUUAGGGACGUUGAGGGACAAAAAGAAAAACUGUCCCCCUCCUCGCUAUUCCGCCUUUCUCUGUGUGAUGUGCGCAUCCUCAGCUGACAACGAGGCGCGCUCAAGCAGUGAACAUGAAAUUAUAUAAUUUCUCUAAUGUGCGCACAAAUGUGCAGCAGCACAGUGGUCGGGAAGAGCUGCUUUAAGGAGACCGGCUUACAGGUGCCUUAUUGUUAUGAAAGGAUGUGAUGGUUUGAAGGCUCCAUUUUUCAAAACGGUAUGGAAAGUCAAAACUUUGUCGAUCCUAUUUUUUAUUGAUGUGAACAUAACAUUAUUGUACUAUGCUGGAUACUCUAAAUGGGCACGUUAAGACCACACUGUGAUCAUUUAAAUGCCAUGUUUUAAUUUUAUUUUAUUUUUGUCAUUUUGUUUUAGCGUUACUCUGUUCAGGCACGGGUGGGCAAACUUUAGUGCUCAAGCGCCUCAUUUGAUUUUGAAAUGGGAGUUUGAAAAAAAAAACGAAUUAAAAUGUGUAUUGAAAGUAUGUACAGUUGUUUAUUGUAUAAUACAGUAAACAUGAAUAGACACUUUAUUCACUUUAAAGUCAAAGACAGAAAUAAUCUGUUUCAGAGUCAAAUUUGCUAAAAUUGUACAGGCACCGUUUGAAGUCGCAUUUCUGACUGCUGUACAAGUGGAAAAAGAAGCGAACCACUGUUCAUAGUCAAGCAUAAAAACAAAACGGUCCAGCUUUGAUAUCGAGUGAUUGUCAUGGUCUGUUGUGGGGUCAAACUGUCGCCGUUGUAAAAUCUUUUAUGUUUUUCACCGCCAUACAAGUGUGAAAACUAUCAGAGCAGCGAUGUUGCUUACCGGUGAAUACAUGUACAACAAAGUAUGUGGAGUCCUGUAAGAUAAGCCAUUUUCUUGUAAAUAGUGAUGUGUGUAUAUAGUAUGAUAAUAAAAUUG
This is a messenger RNA of Phycodurus eques (leafy seadragon), 3317 nucleotides long. It is a transcript of the gene mavs, whose product is annotated as mitochondrial antiviral signaling protein. NCBI's taxonomy places the organism in Eukaryota, Metazoa, Chordata, Actinopteri, Syngnathiformes, Syngnathidae. The transcript has 5 exons. The record is from RefSeq and is a predicted model, not a curated record. Bases 225 to 1484 code for a protein of 419 amino acids.